AUGGCAAGCCGCAUUGAAAAGACUAUUGCUCGGCUAAAGCAGAGAAUUGAAGAAGGCCAACAUUACGAAGCCCACCAACAACUCCGCGUCGUCUCCGCACGGUACAUCAAAUCCUCAAACCCACAGUCAGCUAUCGAUAUCCUCUUUUCGGGCGCACAGUCGCUUCUUCAAGCUUCACAGUAUGCUUCAGGUGGAGAUUUAACCCUCACAUUACUGGAAGUCUACACCAACUCUUCCAUCCCGUGCGAUUCUGCCUCCAAAGGUCGUCUUUACACCCUCUUAUCCCUCAUCCCGGAAACCGAGCCUACGAGAAAGAAAAUCAUAAACUCCGCGGUUAUCUGGAGUUCCAAGAAUUCGGAAUACGAAAGUGGUGAUCCGGAGUUACAUCACUUCGCUGGAUCAAUAUAUGCGAAAGAACAUGAGCCUUAUGAUGCCGAGAAGCAUUUGUUGUUAGGUACCAAAGACAGUUGUACCGUUCUUACAAAUCUUUUGUAUACAUGGUACCUUCAAGACGAACCUUCUACGGCGCCGCUAUACAUUUCGAGAGCAGUUUUAUGCUACCUGUUGAUCGGGAAUGUGAGGGAGGCAGUUGCAGCGCUGGAUUUGUUCACCAGUCGAUUGUUGGAGGAUAAUAAGGGAGGGAAAUUGGCAGUUCAGAGCGUGGAGACUAAUGCGCUUGAUGCGAGGAUUUUUCCGGCUUUGCCAUUAAUGAACUAUUUGAGACUGUUGGUGUUGACAGUAACGAGGGGUAAAGGUGGGGCGGAUGUUUUUAGAGGGUUGAGGCAACAGUAUCAGAACCUUCUAGCGGAAGUUGGAGGGUGGGAUGAGGCGCUCGAACAAAUCGGAGAGAUGUACUUUGGAAUCCAAAUACCUAGACAGAGGAACUUUAUGGCGGAUAUGAUGGGUUCUUUGUUCGGCGGUCCUUCCCCUGCUGGAAGUGGAGCAAGUAAACGGCCACAAGUUGGAGCGCCGAAGGCUCCACCCCCUGUUGAACUUGAUUGA
Messenger RNA from Orbilia oligospora ATCC 24927, 1002 nucleotides. RefSeq lists its product as uncharacterized. Gene Ontology annotation, biological process: protein insertion into ER membrane. The coding region runs from base 1 to 1002 and encodes 333 amino acids. The record is from RefSeq and is a predicted model, not a curated record. Gene Ontology annotation, cellular component: cytosol; TRC complex. Gene Ontology annotation, molecular function: protein binding. Lineage: Eukaryota; Fungi; Ascomycota; Orbiliomycetes; Orbiliales; Orbiliaceae. The transcript is spliced from 3 exons.